This is a messenger RNA of Pygocentrus nattereri (red-bellied piranha), 4509 nucleotides long. RefSeq names its product centrosomal protein 104 (gene cep104). NCBI's taxonomy places the organism in Eukaryota, Metazoa, Chordata, Actinopteri, Characiformes, Serrasalmidae. The record is from RefSeq and is a predicted model, not a curated record. Gene Ontology annotation, cellular component: cilium. Bases 75 to 2906 code for a protein of 943 amino acids. The transcript has 22 exons.
CAGUUGUCAAACGGUGGUUAUGGAGAUGAGAUGGGGCUAACAAACUGUCUUUGUAGUUGGUGCGUUGGAGCAGGAUGCCACGUAAGAUAGGAUUCACCGUGGUCAGCUGGUCUGGCCAUGAAGAAAAUUAUAGUGCCAAGGAGCUCAUGGUUCAUGCUCCCACUGUCAGUGGUUGGAGGUCUGCCAGGUUCUGUACAUUCCCACAAGAGAUCACGCUGCAGAUGGUGGAGAGAUGUCGCAUCAGGAAGCUGCAGCUGCUGGCCCAUCAGUACUUGAUUUCUGCCAAGAUUGAGUUCCACAUCGGGGGCAAGCUGCCAGAAGCGGCCUCCCCUCAAAACUCCCACCAGCUUCAUAGACUUGGGUACGUGUCACUCUCAAACAAUGAGAAAACAGGCUUCAGAGCUCGAGAGUUGAAGUCAGUGCAUGUAGAUGCGGUGGGGACGUAUCUGAAGCUCACCUUCCACCGGAACCAUGUCAAUCAAUAUAACAUCUAUAACCAGGUUGCACUGGUGGCUAUAAAUAUAUUAGGUGACUCGGUGGAUUGCAGUGAUAUCAGCCCAGCACCCAGCAGAGAUCGGCUAAUUGAGCAAUAUCUCAGCAGCACACAGCACAGCUCAGCACUGGAUGGCUCAUACACAGGGUCUAAGUAUGAGUCUAUCUCGCCGCUGGAUGAUUUGGCGUUUGACAUGUAUCAGGACCCUGAAGUUGCCCAUAUCAUUCGCCUACUGGAUGAUAAGAAGCAAGACAUGGUCCGGUUAGAGAGAUACGACCUGGCCAAAAAGCUCAAACAGGCCAUUGCAGACCUACAAAAGGUAGGGGAGCGUCUGGGCAGGUAUGAUGUUGAGAAACACAGUGCUAUAGAGAGAGAGGAUUAUGACACAGCUAAGCAGAAGAAAGAGCAGAUGGAGUCAUACAGACUCAAAGUGUACCAGCAACUCGAGCUACAUGACCUGCUGGAUAUAGGACAGUUACAGGUCCAGAGAAUGGCAGAAGAGGUGUCCGAUUGUAGCAUUCCCUCUCCACGUGUCCGGCCACUCAAACAUACCACAGGUCUUUCCCAAUCACCAAAGAAGAAGAAGCCAGUGCAGCCUUUGGUGCGGGAGGUUCAGAUUACACCUAAACAUAUGAGCCCCCAUCAAACACAUCCAACACCCCAUUCCCCGCCUCCUCAUCUCCCAAAUACUGACGUCUUAUCAAUGCCAUAUGAUGAGAGACCUCUGCCUGCCUUGAGGAAGAGAUCAGGAGAGCAGCCUCAGCAUGAACACUUAGCUGCUCUGCUGGACUCAAGUGACCCCCGCAGUCCUAGAGCCACUGGAGAACCAGAGCCUCUCACUGAGAAAGCUCAAAGAGAGGCCAGUCUGCCUAUAGAGGUCUAUGGAGACAGUCUGGUGGCUGGAGUGUACUCAAAAACUUGGUCCUACAGGGAAGAUGCAUUACUGGCUGUGUGCAAGAAACUGACCGAGGUUCCUCCCGGAACUCCGAAAGCGGAACUGAAAAACAUGAUGAGAGCAGCAGUUUUUCUCUGCAAGAAAGCACUUUCUGAUAAAGUGUCAUCAGUGUUCCAGGCUUCUCUGAAGCUGCUGAGGAUGGUUCUGAGUGAAUUUGUGUCCUCUCACCAGCUGGGCAGAUCUGAGGUCAGUUACUGUGGGGAGCAGAUCUGGCCAGCACUUCUGUCCCGCACUGGCGAGUCCACACCAAGGCUCAGGGCACUUGCCAUCACUUUCAUACAGGAGAUGGCUGUGUAUAAGGAGGUUCGUGCUCUACAGCUGGUGCCCACUGAGCUGGUAAAGCCCAUGAAGAGUAGCCUGCCUGCACGACUGGCCCUCAGCAGGCUCGAACUGCUGGAGAAGCUUCUCGAACAGCUUGGCACCAAAGAUUCCGGCUUUACCCUCGAAAACGUCAUGCGGUUUCUGACAGGUGUGUUGGAGCACAGCGCUGCAUCAGUGCGAGAACUGGCAGUACGAGUAGUGCAGACCAUGUACCGUCAACAUGGCCCUGUGGUGCUACACUACCUGCCUUCUGAGGAUGCCAACGAGCGCAAAAACGUCCUCUACAAGAACCUCUUUGACUCUUUCUCCAAGAUAGAUGGAAGGCUUCCAGACACACAGAUGCUAAAAGGAAGAAGCAUGCAGAAGGAAGGAGAGAGAGAGAAAGAGGAGAUCAGGAGUCUGCAAGAGCAGCUGGCUGUUCUGAAGGAGAUCAGUGAGAAGGGGAAAGAAAAAAACAAAUCACCUGAAAGGCCAGCUAAACCAGGUGUUACAAAAGGAACUCAUUCAAUUUCAGAUGAUGCAGUCAAAGCAAGCCAGUCAACUGUAGCAGACUACUUAGACAAUUUGUGUAUAUUCUGCGGAGAGAAAGACAAAUCUUUUACGGAGGAGGGCUUGGAUCUGCACUACUGGAAACAUUGUCCGAUGCUGUGUCGUUGCCUCCAGUGCAGACAGGUGGUAGAGAUUUCUAGCCUGACUGAGCACCUACUCACAGAAUGUGAGCACAGAGCUGAUUUUGUUCAGUGUCCUUGCUGUUCAGAGGCCAUCAUCAGAGAUCAGCUAACUGAACAUGCUCAAAGCACCACCUGCAACUCCCUUCCUGAUGGAAGCUGUAACCACUGUCCUUUAUGUCAUGAGAACUUACCUCCAGGAGAAGAGGGCUGGAAGUCUCACCUCAUGGAUAGCAGUGCAGGCUGUAAGCAGAACACACGCAGGACAGUGACGCUGCAGCGAGCUCACAUGCACGCACAAGGGAAGACAAUCAGCAUAGGCAUCUCGAAGACAACAACAUUUUCUGUUGUUAAAGGCAAAGGGGGCAGCAGGGGAAGUGGCCGAAUCCCUGCAACUGCACCACGGCCCAGCAGAACUAGUCACGUCAGUCCAGGCAAGACCGUGAACAACAGACCAGGACAAGCCUGAGGUUUAAUCUGAUCAGAUUUUCAGUACUGUCAUGUACAGUAACAGAAAUUUACUUCAAGUUUGAAUUUUACUUUGUGCUUUGAAUCAAUUUGGAUCUAAUGUGUUCAUGUUGGUUCCACAUGAACAAAGUACAUUACAUUAACACACUGCAGAAUUAAGAAACUGAAAAGCAGUUAUUGAGCUGACAUUACACAUUUGAAUCUAGUGAAUUCACUAGUGUACAAUUUUCUUUUUCACUGUACCCAUUUUACUCACAACCUUAAAGUGCUUCAGCCAUAAAGCUCAUCCUGCUAAACCCCAUUGGCAAAUGUCAUUGUCAAGAGCCACUUGGUCCCUCAUAGACUGAUUCUUUGAAGGGUUUUUGCCUUUUUACACUUACAAUAUUGGCGUGUCAUUCAGGGAGAGAUUUACAGUCAUUAUUGUUAAAUAAAAAUAUUAGGCCCAUAUCAUGGAAAACAGAGUUUUCUUGCUUGUAUGUAAUAGGAGUUUGAUGUUGUAUGUAAACAUUGUUAAAAUUUCCAACGAUACUGUUUACUUCCCAGUCCACACAGUUCAUAUGGGCAAACUAAGCUGCAAAAACAGCCUGUUUUGAAUUCAUUGUUUUUGCGAUGUUAUGAAACCAAUACUUUAACAUACAACCCUCUUUCCAAAAAAGUUGUGAUGCUGUGCAAAAUGUAAAUAAUUACUUGUAAAUCAUUUAAACCCCAUAUUUAAGUGAAAAUAGUACAAAAAUAAGAGAUUUUUUAAAAUUACACCCAUUUAGAGUUUGAAGCCAGCAAAAUGUUUGCACAAUGUUUACUGUGUUGCUAUAGUUUUGAAAGAGAAAUGUUUUCCCAUUCUUGCUUGAUAUAUAAUUGCAGCUGCUCAACAGUUCAGGUUCUUCUCUGUCAUAUCUUUUGCUUCAUAAUGCUAAAAAUGAUAUCAGUGGGUGACUGCAGUCUAGCCAGUUUAGCACCUGGACUCUUUUACUAUGAAGUUAUGCUGUUGUUGUAUGUACAGAAUGUAAUUUGGCAUUGUCCUGCUGAACUAAUCAAGGCCUUCCCUGAAAAAGACGUUGUGUGGAUGGCAGCAUAUAUUGUAAUAUAAUGGUGCCUUCCUAGAUGUGCAAGUCACCCACACCGCGGGCAAUAAUGCGCCCCUGUACUAUCACAGAUGUUGGUUUUGAACUGUGUGCUGAUAACAAGCCUCAGUGCUCAGUGGGUAGGGCUGUCGUAACCAGGGUCGUUUCUGUGCGGAGAUUGCAUUUUCUCCCUGUGUCUGCAUUGGUUUCCUCCCACAGGCCAAAGACACGCAUUCAGGUGAAUUGAACAUGCUAAAUUGCCCCUUUGUGUAAAUGUAUAUGUCUGUCUGUCUGCCCUUUGCCCACUGUCUUUCACAGAGUGGCGAACCCUCCCCAUCUUUACGUCUGACUUUCAGCCUCUCUGGGAUGCUUUUUAUACCCAGUCAUGUUACUGACCUUUUGCCAAUUAACCUAAUUAGUUGUGAUGUUCCACCACGUGUUUAUUAACAUUACACAACAUCACAAGUCUUUUGCUGCCCCUGCCUCAACUUUUUUAAAACAUACUGCUGGCAUCAAAUUCAAAAUGGGCAUAUAUUUUUUAAA